Coprinopsis cinerea okayama7#130 is the source of this 1026-nucleotide messenger RNA. RefSeq names its product glycosyl hydrolase family 10 protein. Gene Ontology annotation, molecular function: hydrolase activity, hydrolyzing O-glycosyl compounds. The record is from RefSeq and is a predicted model, not a curated record. The coding region runs from base 1 to 1026 and encodes 341 amino acids. NCBI's taxonomy places the organism in Eukaryota, Fungi, Basidiomycota, Agaricomycetes, Agaricales, Psathyrellaceae. The transcript has 7 exons. Gene Ontology annotation, biological process: carbohydrate metabolic process.
AUGAAGCUCUCUUUCUUCACCACUGUCCUUUUGGCUGUCACUGCGGCUAACGCUGCUCUCGACGCCAAAAUUAAGGCCAAGGGCAGGCGCUACUACGGCAACAUCUUGGACCGCAACACUAUUAAUGAUGGUACUGUCACCAACAUCCUCAACACCGAAUUCGGUGCCAUCACCGCCGAGAACUCGAUGAAGUGGGACGCUACCGAGCCCUCUCGCGGAAACUUCCAGUGGGGCGGCGCUGACCAGGUUGCCAACUGGGCCACUCAACGCAACAAACUCAUCCGUGGACACACCCUUGUCUGGCACUCUCAACUUCCAGGCUGGGUGAACGGUAUUGGUGACCGUAACACCCUCACCCAGGUCAUCCAAAACCACAUCAAUCAAGUCGCUGGUCGCUACCGUGGUCGAAUUUAUGCCUGGGACGUCGUCAACGAGGUCUUUGAAGACAAUGGGCAAUGGCGUAACAGCGUUUUCUACCGUGUUCUCGGCGAGGAGUUCGUCGACAUUGCUUUCCGAGCUGCCCGUGCUGCCGACCCCAACGCCAAGCUCUACAUCAACGACUACAACUUGGACUAUGCUGGUCCCAAGAUUGACGCCACUCUCGCCCUUGUAGGCCGUCUCCGCCAACGGGGUGUUCCCAUCGACGGUAUUGGUACUCAAGCCCAUUUGAUCGUCGGUCGCAUUGGCAAUUUUGAAGCUCAACUCAAGCGCUUGGGUGACACCGGUCUCGACGUUGCCAUCACCGAGCUCGACAUCCGUAUCCCAAGGCCCGUCGACCAGGGUAAGCUCCAGCAGCAACAAAGGGACUAUGAGGCUGUCACUCGCGCUUGCUUGAACGUUCCCCAGUGUGUUGGUAUCACCAUCUGGGGUGUUUCCGACAGGCACACCUGGGUCGACGGCACGUUCCCAGAGAACUCAAUGAUUACUCGCUUGUAUAUUGACAAUGGGAGCCUGCGGAAGACCUCUGGACGUGUCCCUUUUAAGGACACAGCAUUGCUAAAUAUGGUGCUGGACUAUGAGGCUUAG